Anopheles bellator is the source of this 2249-nucleotide messenger RNA. RefSeq names its product serine protease 7-like. The transcript is spliced from 5 exons. Gene Ontology annotation, molecular function: serine-type endopeptidase activity. Gene Ontology annotation, biological process: proteolysis. Bases 1 to 1980 code for a protein of 659 amino acids. NCBI's taxonomy places the organism in Eukaryota, Metazoa, Arthropoda, Insecta, Diptera, Culicidae. The record is from RefSeq and is a predicted model, not a curated record.
AUGCUGAAAUACGUUUGGCGAUCGUGGUUGACAGUGAUCGGCUGGUUGCUGGUGCUGGUGCUGCAGAGCGGCUGCCAGAACUGGUGUGCGACGCGGUCCCUCUUUCCGGUGCAGGGCCUGUGUGUGCCCGUGUCCAAAUGUUCCUCGAUCAAGUGGUUCCUGCUGCGGCUUCAGUUCUGCUCGUCGUUCGAGUACGAAGCGUUCCUGUGGGAGCGCGCCUGCAACUUUGGACGAGACGGGACUCUGCAUGUGUGCUGUACGGGGAAGAAUGGGCACGACGAGCGCAAACCGGAGCUGCCGAUGGAAAGUAUCGGCUCUUGCUCCCAGGAGUGCGUCCCCAUCGAGAACUGCCCGGCGGUGUACGAGCGGAGUGCAGUGCUGCAGAAGCGGUAUGAUCGUCGGCUGCACAAACGACUGCAGCGAAGCUUUUGCUACGAGGAAGCCGGCCAGCUGUACGUGUGCUGCGAUCCGGACCAUUUCGUCAGCCACGAGAGCAUCGGGGCGCAGCUGAAGAAGCGCGUCAGUUGGCAGUCCUGCAAGACGCCGUUCGGGGACGACGGGAAGUGCGUUCCACCGGCCCGCUGCGCCAUGGUGGACGAUCCGAGCACGCUGACGUCGGAGCUGGAGGCGUUUCAGGUGGGGUGCGAUCCGGUCAAGGGUCAGCCGCACCUCUGCUGCACCGCCUCCCAGCUCGUGUUCGACCAGGAAACGGGCAAGGAGUGCGAAACGGACACGGGCCAGCCGGGUGUGUGCUCGGAGGCAGAACGGUGCCUAGAUUUUAUCGAAUCCGGCGAAAAGGAUAUGUACGUGCGCCGGAACUGGUGCUACACGAGCCUGCAGCAAGUCGACUAUCUGUGCUGUGCGAAGGACCGCAUUAAGGAAGCUCCGGUGAUCGAGUUUGGGGAACGAGCGGGAGAGGAUGCACCGACGUGCCGGACACCGAUGAACCGGGCCGGGCUGUGUGUCCCGUUGGCGACGUGUCCACUGGUGGUCAGAUUGUUGCGUGAUAUUUCGGCUCGCGGAACGGCACCAUCGGCCGACGAGGCGAUGUUCCUGCGAAGCGCCAUCUGUACCGCGCCGAGUGGGUCCACCGGGUAUCAUGUGUGCUGCGAGGCGACCACCGUGCUCACGACAACGACGCCGGCUCCUGCUCCGGCUACGACCACUGCCAGGCCGGCGUCGACCGUCUUGAGUCACCCGAAUAUGCGCCUGUUUGACCGCAACAACUGUGGUAUUUCGGAGACCGAGAAUAAGAUCGCUUUCGGGCAGCGAGCGCACCUGUUCCAGUAUCCUUGGAUGGCCAUGAUCGUGUACACAUCGGCCACAUCUGACAGCGAUAGCACCGAGUGCGCCGGAACCAUCAUCAACAGCCGCUACGUCCUGACGGCUGCCCACUGCAUCGAUGGACAGAUGGAGCGAUUACGUUACGUACGCAUCGGGGAGUUUGACACCAGGACCGAUCCGGACUGCGAGGAUGACACGUGUGCGGCGCCCAUUCAACGAUACGGUGUAGCGGAAGCCCGAUUCCAUCCAAACUUUACCCGCAUCGUUCGCUCCGGCCACGACAUCGGCCUGCUAAGACUGAACCGUACGAUAGACUUCAGCACCGGGGACGUAGUGCCGGUGUGUUUGCCCUUCACCACCGGACUGAUGGGCUUCGAUCCGACGAUGUACUGGAUCACCGGCUGGGGGCUCACGGAGCGGCUAGAAGUCAGCCCGGUCCUGCUGCAGGCACGGAUCCCCUCGGUGGCGUGCAGCUUGAGCAACUACGCAAUCUGCGCCGGGUACGGCAACGCUACGCUGCAUUGCGAAGGCGAUUCCGGUGGACCGAUGAAGGCACAGGUGCCCGAGUACAACUUCCGCUACGUGCAGUACGGUGUGAUCUCGGCCGGGCCCCGCUGCGGUGCUUCCGGUGUUCCGGGCAUUAGCUCGCGCGUUUCCUACUUCAUGCAAUGGAUCCUGGACAACAUAAAAGCGUAAUACCAAAAUGCCAUUAAAAUCGUUCGACGAACGCGACUCGGUAUAUGCUCAGAUAAGCUGCAGCGCUCGGUUGGGCUUAGGUAAAAGGCUCGGUUAGGCUUCGGGGAGCUUCAUGUCUAGCCCAGGGAUGUUGAGGAAACAUUUCGCGCACAAUAAAAAAGGACACCGUAUUUUGAAAGCUCCGCUGUAGUGUUAAAACGGUUGUGUGUUUAGGCAUUGUAAGCAGUUUCAUGUUAUCCUUCAGAUCUUUGCUGACCGUCUCAAGUAUU